Messenger RNA from Raphanus sativus (radish), 489 nucleotides. RefSeq names its product F-box protein DOR-like. Lineage: Eukaryota; Viridiplantae; Streptophyta; Magnoliopsida; Brassicales; Brassicaceae. The record is from RefSeq and is a predicted model, not a curated record. Bases 1 to 489 code for a protein of 162 amino acids. The transcript has a single exon.
AUGAUUGUGUGCUUUGACGUAAGAUCUGAGAAGUACAGCUUUGUUAGAGUUACGGAAAGUUCCCUUGGAGCAAUGGAACCUGAAACAAGUCUGAUAAACUACAAGGGUAGAUUGGCUUCACUUGAGAUGAAAAGAAGUUUUGGUGAAGAAGCAAGUACAAGUUUUGACUUGUGGGUUCCACAAGACUCGGGGAAAUUAGAAGAAUGGUCGAAGCAUACUUACAAGUUUCCCAUGUCGAGGAAUGAAGCUAUACAAGACAACAAGAUUUACUUUAGUGUAGUGACUGGUGAAAAGGAAAUAGUGUUGUUUCCGAGAAAAGUAUCCCACCCUUUUUAUGUUCUUUACUACAAUCUCGAGAGGAAAACUAGUAGAAGAGUUGAAAUCCGAGGAAUGAAAGAGCCUAAGGGUAAGAAAGUUUUUGCUUAUCUAGGUCAUAUAGAGGACUUGAAGCUUAUAUAUGUAAUAAGUGUCCGAGGACUGGGUGACUGA